AUGACUUUAUAUAGCUGCUGCUUGAUUCUUUUGCUGUUUACCUGGAACACUGCUGCCUAUGGGCCAAACCAACGGGCACAGAAGAAGGGAGACAUUAUUCUCGGAGGAUUGUUCCCCAUUCAUUUUGGAGUGGCUGCUAAAGACCAGGACCUAAAAUCAAGACCAGAGUCAGUGGAGUGUAUAAGGUAUAAUUUCCGAGGCUUCCGUUGGCUCCAAGCUAUGAUCUUUGCCAUAGAAGAAAUAAAUAGUAGCCCAACUCUCCUUCCCAACAUGACCCUGGGGUACAGGAUAUUUGACACUUGCAAUACUGUCUCCAAAGCUCUGGAGGCCACUCUGAGUUUUGUGGCCCAGAACAAGAUAGACUCCUUGAACUUGGACGAAUUCUGCAACUGCUCAGAACAUAUACCUUCCACCAUUGCAGUCGUGGGAGCAACUGGCUCUGGCAUCUCUACCGCUGUGGCCAAUCUGCUGGGACUCUUCUACAUACCUCAGGUCAGCUAUGCCUCAUCCAGUCGUCUCUUGAGCAAUAAGAACCAGUUCAAGUCCUUCCUCCGCACGAUCCCCAAUGAUGAGCAUCAGGCCACGGCGAUGGCAGACAUCAUCGAGUACUUCCGCUGGAACUGGGUGGGAACAAUUGCAGCCGAUGAUGACUACGGCCGGCCAGGGAUUGAAAAGUUUCGGGAGGAGGCGGAGGAGAGAGAUAUCUGCAUUGAUUUUAGCGAGCUCAUCUCCCAGUACUCAGAUGAAGAGGAGAUCCAGCAGGUGGUGGAGGUCAUCCAGAACUCCACAGCCAGGGUGAUUGUCGUUUUCUCCAGCGGCCCAGACCUCGAGCCUCUCAUCAAAGAGAUUGUCAGGCGAAACAUCACCGGCAAGAUCUGGCUGGCGAGCGAGGCUUGGGCCAGCUCUUCCCUGAUAGCCAUGCCAGAGUUCUUCCGUGUUAUUGGAAGCACCAUUGGAUUUGCACUGAAAGCAGGACAGAUCCCAGGCUUUCGUGAGUUCCUGCAGAAGGUGCAUCCCAAGAAGUCCACCAACAAUGGCUUUGCCAAGGAAUUUUGGGAGGAGACGUUUAACUGCUAUCUCCCCGACGGGUCCAAAAACUCUCCAGCUUCAACUUCCUUCCACAAAGGCCAUGAAGAGGGACUGGGAGCUGGAAAUGGAACAGCUGCCUUCCGACCUCCAUGCACAGGGGAUGAGAACAUCACCAGCGUGGAGACACCGUACCUGGACUACACACAUUUGCGGAUAUCCUAUAAUGUGUAUUUGGCAGUAUAUUCUAUUGCCCAUGCCUUGCAGGAUAUAUAUACCUGUACUCCUGGGAAAGGACUGUUCACUAAUGGAUCCUGUGCUGAUAUUAAGAAGGUUGAGGCAUGGCAGGUUCUCAAGCAUCUGCGACACUUAAAUUUCACCAAUAACAUGGGGGAGCAAGUGGAUUUUGAUGAGUUUGGGGACCUGGUAGGGAAUUACUCAAUAAUCAAUUGGCAUCUCUCUCCGGAGGAUGGGUCAGUCGUCUUUGAAGAAGUUGGGCACUACAAUGUUUAUGCCAAGAAAGGAGAGAGGCUCUUUAUCAAUGAAAACAAGAUCCUGUGGAGUGGAUUCUCUAAGGAGGCACUUGCCACCAUUAACUCUCUUUAUGCUCUUUUCUUACAGGUGCCUUUCUCUAACUGCAGCAGAGACUGCCUCCCAGGCACGAGGAAGGGCAUUAUUGAGGGAGAGCCCACCUGCUGCUUUGAGUGCGUGGACUGCCCUGACGGGGAGUACAGCGAUGAAACAGAUGCAAGUGCCUGUGACAAGUGCCCUGAGGAUUACUGGUCCAAUGAGAACCACACAUCCUGCAUCCCCAAGCAGAUAGAGUUUCUGUCCUGGACUGAGCCCUUUGGGAUCGCUCUGACACUCUUUGCUGUGCUGGGAAUUUUCCUGACUUCUUUUGUCCUGGGAGUCUUCACCAAAUUUCGCAACACACCCAUCGUCAAGGCCACAAACAGGGAGCUGUCCUACCUCCUCCUCUUCUCCUUGCUUUGCUGCUUCUCCAGCUCGUUGUUCUUCAUUGGUGAGCCCCAGAACUGGACUUGCCGUCUGCGACAGCCAGCUUUCGGCAUCAGCUUUGUCCUUUGCAUCUCCUGCAUCCUGGUGAAAACCAACCGUGUCCUGCUCGUCUUUGAGGCGAAGAUCCCCACAAGCCUUCACCGAAAGUGGUGGGGCCUCAACCUCCAGUUCCUCCUGGUCUUCUUGUGCACGUUUGUGCAGAUCGUCAUCUGCGUCAUUUGGCUCUACACGGCCCCGCCGUCCAGUUACCGAAACCAUGAGCUGGAGGAUGAGAUUAUCUUCAUCACCUGCCAUGAGGGCUCCCUGAUGGCCCUCGGCUUCCUCAUUGGCUACACCUGCCUCCUGGCAGCCAUCUGCUUCUUCUUUGCCUUCAAGUCUCGCAAGCUGCCUGAGAACUUCAACGAGGCCAAGUUCAUCACCUUCAGCAUGCUGAUAUUCUUCAUCGUGUGGAUCUCCUUCAUCCCUGCUUAUGCCAGCACGUACGGAAAGUUUGUCUCUGCCGUGGAGGUGAUUGCAAUACUGGCUGCCAGCUUCGGGCUCCUGGCCUGCAUCUUCUUCAACAAGGUCUACAUCAUCCUCUUCAAGCCCUCUCGCAACACUAUUGAGGAGGUGCGCUGCAGCACAGCCGCCCACGCGUUCAAGGUGGCCGCCCGGGCCACGCUGAGACGCAGCAACGUGUCACGCAAGCGCUCCAACAGCCUGGGGGGCUCCACCGGCUCCACUCCUUCCUCCUCCAUCAGCAGCAAGAGCAACCACGAGGACCCUUUCCCUCUACCCGCCUCCGCCGAGCGGCAGCGCCAGCAGCAGCGCGGGUGCAAGCAGAAAGUCAGCUUUGGGAGCGGCACGGUCACGCUGUCACUGAGCUUCGAGGAGCCGCAGAAGAACGCCAUGGCCAACAGAAACGCCAAGCGCAGGAACUCCCUGGAGGCCCAGAACAGCGACGACAGCCUCAUGCGGCACCGGGCCUUGCUUCCCCUGCAGAACACUGAGCCCCUCGGCACUGAGCCUGGCUUCCAGGCAGCUUCCAGCCCAGAGAGCAGCUCGCAGGAGUCAGUGGUUGGAGACACUAAGGAAGAGGUACCAAACCCUGAGACGGAGCCUUCCCUGCCGUCGGCCAACUCCCGAAAUUUUAUAGGCACUGGAGGCGGUUCUGUCACAGAGAACACGGUACAUUCCUAA
Messenger RNA from Colius striatus (speckled mousebird), 3222 nucleotides. It is a transcript of the gene CASR, whose product is annotated as calcium sensing receptor. The transcript has 6 exons. The coding region runs from base 1 to 3222 and encodes 1073 amino acids. Gene Ontology annotation, molecular function: G protein-coupled receptor activity; calcium ion binding. Gene Ontology annotation, cellular component: membrane. Gene Ontology annotation, biological process: G protein-coupled receptor signaling pathway; detection of calcium ion; regulation of calcium ion transport. The record is from RefSeq and is a predicted model, not a curated record. NCBI's taxonomy places the organism in Eukaryota, Metazoa, Chordata, Aves, Coliiformes, Coliidae.